AUGGCUAUACAAGGAGAAGGAACAGACUCAAUUGAACAGACCAUGCCUGGUCUUACCCCGAAGGACAAUUUGAAGCAAGAAACAAGCGACGACUCAGAGGCAGGAAGCUUUUUAGAUGACGAUACGGAGAACUUUCUGCCAUGUGGAUGGACAGGUAGUGCGAAGAAGAAGACCCCGUCUGAUUACAAGUCUCGAAAACGUGGAGCGAUCAAUAUCAAGGCAGAUAAAGUCAAGUGCCCAUCACCAGCUCUGACUAUUGUCAAGAAACUAAGUCUCCACGAAGACCACUACCCAACCUCCAGCCUAACCUCAUUAGACGCCAGUGUCUCGUCAAUUUCUGUCGGUGACAGUGGGUCUACAAUCCUGGCAUCUUCAACAGCUGAGCCUUCUGCAAAAUCAACUGCUGCUGCCACUGACUGGCACUACCACCAAGUCCAAGCAAAGUACCGUGACUAUUGGGCGACUUCAAGUACCAGCUUCAAUGAUUCGCCAAGCACGCACACCGAGCGAAGUCCUACAAGGGCAAAUCAAAUCUCUCAAGUACGAAGUUGA
This is a messenger RNA of Cadophora gregata, 552 nucleotides long. RefSeq lists its product as uncharacterized. The record is from RefSeq and is a predicted model, not a curated record. NCBI's taxonomy places the organism in Eukaryota, Fungi, Ascomycota, Leotiomycetes, Helotiales, Ploettnerulaceae. The transcript has a single exon. The coding region runs from base 1 to 552 and encodes 183 amino acids.